AUGUACUUCUUCUGCUCCACUAAGGCUUAUCACGCAGAAGUGGAAAAUCAGGAUACAUGUCUUUCAAGAUCGGGUUCGCUUUCCGCUGCCACCGGUGUAGCGUCCCGAGACUCCCUGAAGACGAAAGAAGACACAAUACUCAAGCAGAAUAUAUAUAUUCAGCGCGGAGAAGGUGUCUGGGCUAUUGCUAUGGCCCAAAAGGCCAGCCCACCCAGCGAGCUGACUUCUGCAAUUUUAGCCGCGCAGCGUGAGUGGUCCGGGAUGAGUUCUGACAGAGGGUUUCAGGAGCGUACUUUCAUCAUGGUUAAGCCUGAUGGCGUCCAACGCGGUCUCGUUGGUGAAAUCAUCAAGCGUUUUGAGCGCCGAGGAUUCAAGCUGGUUGCAAUGAAGUUUAUGCAUGCCGAUGAAGCUCUUCUUAAUAAGCACUAUGAGGCUUUAUCUGGGAAACCUUUCUUCAAGAACCUCAUCGCCUACAUGUCGUCUGGGCCCGUUGUGCCAAUGGUUUGGGAAGGUGCACAGGCUGUAAAACUUGGCCGUAUGAUUCUUGGUGAGACAGAUCCCGCAAAGAGCCUUCCUGGUACCAUCCGCGCCGAUUUUGGUCAGUGUGUUGGUGCCAACAUUGUCCAUGGAUCUGACGCAGUUGAAACUGCUGAUCGCGAAAUUGCGCUUUGGUUCAAAAGCGAGGAACUGGUCAACUUUAAGUCUUGCGUUGCUCCUUACGUCCAUGCCCACUAA
Molecule: messenger RNA, 735 nt
Organism: Echinococcus granulosus
Lineage: Eukaryota; Metazoa; Platyhelminthes; Cestoda; Cyclophyllidea; Taeniidae
Product: Nucleoside diphosphate kinase A 2
Exons: 3
Coding region: 1-735 (244 amino acids)
Biological process (GO): CTP biosynthetic process; UTP biosynthetic process; GTP biosynthetic process
Molecular function (GO): nucleoside diphosphate kinase activity
Source: RefSeq, a predicted model, not a curated record